CUUUUAGUCUCAUUUUAAAUGAGAAAAAAGGUCGCUGAACAUCUCUAUCCCUACGACUUCAGACGUGUUUAACGUGACGCUUUACGUAAGCGAUGGGUUUAAUCCUAAAGCUUCAUUAACAUGAUGAUGAACAGGCUUGGGGUGAUUAGAAGUGUUAGUCUGUGAUUGUUUCACGUAUUUUGUAAUAAUUCCUGGUUCAGCUGGGUCGUGGUUACAGAUCAGAGUUGCUCGGGCUUUUAGAUCCCAAACGAGAGGUCGGGUCAUCAGCAGGUAAAACAUUAACGUUUGUUCUGCCAACAGAAAGGUGCUUCCUUAUUAGUGGAAACAGUAGAAGCGUGUGUCAGGUGUCACCCUAAUGGAGGAAAGGAGUUUGCUCAUUACCCCGGCAACCCAUGAAUCAACAUCCACAGUGCACCAACCAAUCAGAGGGAGACGCCACCAGUCACAGAUCCAGCUUGCGUCCGUCGUUCUAUGCAGCUGUGAUGAAAAACGGCUCCGGAAAGUAGGAAGGGUUACUUUUACGUCUACGAUGCUACGUUCAGAAGCAACUAACGUUUUUGGGGGGAAACCUGAGUGAGGCUCUUUACUUCAGUCGUCCUGCUUCUUGAAGCUAAUUCAGAAAGUUCCCGUUAGUCGUCCUGCUUGAUGGAGAGGUUCCAGUUGGCUCGGGUCAAACUGAGCUGGACAGCGCUUUUGGCUCUGGCCCACUUCACUUACCUGCUGGUCGGGGCCACCAUCUUCCAGAUGCUGGAGAGGGAAGCCGAGAGCAACAACCGGAACCACUUCCAGCUGGAGAAGCUGAAUUUUUUAGCCAACUACACCUGCCUGGAUGGACCUGCUUUGGAGAAGUUUGUUCAGGUGAUUUUAUACGCCUGGGAAAAGGGGGUGAACCCCUCGGGGAACUCCACCAACCCAAGUAACUGGGAUUUCAGCAGCUCUUUUUUCUUCGCAGGCACAGUAGUCACAACUAUCGGUUAUGGGAAUCUCUCCCCCAGCACUGUAUCGGGGCAGGUGUUUUGCAUGUUUUACGCCCUGUGUGGGAUUCCGCUAAACCUGGCAUUCCUCAAACAGAUGGGCAAGUGGCUCACCAUUCACCUGGGGCAGCUGGAGAAGGGGAUGGUGGCAGUUGUUCCUCACAAGCGCGCCGUCGAAGCGGCCACACUGGUUUUGUUUUUCAUCACGGGCAGCCUGCUCUUUCUGGUCAUGCCUCCUCUGCUGUUCAGUUACGUGGAAGGCUGGACAUUUGGCGAGGGCUUUUACUUUGCCUUCAUUACCCUCAGCACCAUUGGUUUUGGAGAUUAUGUGGUGGGAACCGACCCGGACAAGGAGUACAUCUCCCUGUAUCGCAGCCUGGCAGGAGUCUGGAUCAUCUUUGCUCUAGCUUGGCUCGCUCUUAUCCUCAACACGGGAGCGAGAAUAUUGGAAAACGUGGUUGUCUUGACUCAUCCGGGGUUUAAGAGGCAAGAGGAAGAGGAGGAAGCAACCUCCAGUAAACUGGAGGUCACAUCGAAGAUCUGAGGACAGACCAGCUCUGACUUGCUACUGUGACUGUUCUCUUGUACAUAUGCAGCCUCUGUUUGCUCGCUGGUAAACUCUUGUUUGUAUAACAUAGUCUUCUACCUCAGAUAAGCCAAAGUAAGCAGGAUUUAUUUUUCCUCCUAAAGCUUGCUUUUCCAAAUGGCCGCCUUGGAUCAGCGUCUUAUGCGGCUGUGUUUGUGCUCUUUUGGUUCUCACCUUCAUGAUUAGGUGUUCACACAGGAAGCUUGUAUGGUUUCUUUUGCAUCAGGUCACAGGUGUGUAUUUAGUGUGCUCAUGUGAGUCCUGCACUUGUGUGCUGAUGGGAAACUCCAAUGAAUCGAGCACGAAAGGAUCCCUUAAACAAACACAUCCAUCAAGACGGUGAUGUGAGCUGGAAAACGGGAGAGUGGCCUUCGCCUGUGGGGUGUUUUUGGUUUAAUUAAAUGCAGACGAAGCUAAAAAUA
This is a messenger RNA of Nothobranchius furzeri (turquoise killifish), 1982 nucleotides long. Its product is annotated as potassium channel subfamily K member 16. Gene Ontology annotation, molecular function: outward rectifier potassium channel activity; potassium ion leak channel activity. Lineage: Eukaryota; Metazoa; Chordata; Actinopteri; Cyprinodontiformes; Nothobranchiidae. Gene Ontology annotation, cellular component: plasma membrane. Gene Ontology annotation, biological process: stabilization of membrane potential; potassium ion transmembrane transport. The record is from RefSeq and is a predicted model, not a curated record.